Molecule: messenger RNA, 1426 nt
Organism: Suillus fuscotomentosus
Lineage: Eukaryota; Fungi; Basidiomycota; Agaricomycetes; Boletales; Suillaceae
Exons: 5
Coding region: 65-949 (294 amino acids)
Molecular function (GO): transcription cis-regulatory region binding
Source: RefSeq, a predicted model, not a curated record
AAGUUCUGUACCAAGUAUUACUAGUAGUCUCCUCUCCUCCUGUUCUUUUCACCAUUUUCUCAGUAUGCUCUCGCUUUUUGCUCGCCAUAUCGCGUCCCAUCUUCCCGUGCUGCGCACCAAUGUUUUGUCUUCGUCGGUGUUGACUGCGUCCGCAUUCGUUGCGACGCGUCGUACAUUCUUCACUACGCGCCGUAUCCAGCUGCCGGCCGCUGCAUCCAAAAGCGCUUCAGCACCAGCGAAGAAAACCACGAAGAAAACCACAAAGAAAACCACAGCCACAAAAGCUGCUCCAAAGAAGGCGGAAGCCACCAAGGAAGCAAAGUCCAAACCUAAGUCAAAAGCAAUAUCCAAGAAGACGAUCGAGCGGCCCCCACCCAAGAGGGUGCCCAAGUCUGAGCAGCCUCCUUCGCGUCCCCCUAACGGCUAUCUACUUUUUUUCUCGAGGCUCGUUCAAGACCGUAGGAAUGACAUCAAGACCGCUAUGGACACUCAGGAUUUAGCAAAGGAAGCCGCAACUAUGUGGAAUGGCUUUACUCUUGCGGAGAAACAGCCUUACUACAACGAGGUUGAAGUCUUGAAGAAGCAGUAUGAAGAGAAGCUAAAUGAAUAUUGGAAGAGUGCCUCUCCUAAAACGCUCAGGGAAAUCAAUGCGCGUCGUAAACAUGACGGGAGAAACAAGAUUCACCGACCUCAUCAAGAGAAUCACUAUAAGCGCCCUAAGGGGCCUUUCUUUAGAUUCAUAGAACAUUUCCGUCAAUCAGAUGAUGGUAGAACUAUCCAAGAAGCUGGAGUCACUGCCACAGGUAGAGGAGCUGUCAAUGUUGCUCGUGAGGCCGGUGCACGGUGGAGGGCCAUGAGUGCCUCUGACAAGGCCCCCUAUGUGGAAGCUUACCAGAAAGAAUAUGCUGACUGGCAGGCAAACCACCCCAGUAAGAGUGCAUCAUCGUAGGAGCUUACAUGCCACGGAGCAGAAAUGCUAGCGAUUCUGCGUGCAUCAGUCCUGUCCUUCCGUUAUUAUUCAGUUUUCAUUGUCACUUACCCACUUCAUCGCUCACAUUCAACCCAUUGAGUUGAUUUUUAUUGCAAUGUUUAUAAUUUCUGAAGCCAUUCGCAUGACCCUCCAGCUUCACAUAUGUACGAUAGGAGUUCCUGGUCACGUUCCUUUUGACUUGCGAAUUCUCUUCGUCGUACCUCUAGGUCACGGCGUUGAUGUGCAAGUUUUUCAGGCACGCGGACCUAUAGUUGAUACUCGCAAUACACGACAACCCUCAUACGAAGACGCUCCGGGCAGUUGCGCAUUAUCUCGAGUACGCUGUAAUCAUAUGUCUUCCGUGAAUGACAUCAGUCGGCUACUCUCAUUUCAAUCCCCAUCUCGGACAGUGGACGCUAUCUCCCUUUGCAGACCGUGUCAUAUCAUUAACAAAGA